Molecule: messenger RNA, 2728 nt
Organism: Suncus etruscus (white-toothed pygmy shrew)
Lineage: Eukaryota; Metazoa; Chordata; Mammalia; Eulipotyphla; Soricidae
Gene: KCTD3
Product: potassium channel tetramerization domain containing 3
Exons: 18
Coding region: 80-2539 (819 amino acids)
Biological process (GO): protein homooligomerization
Molecular function (GO): protein binding
Source: RefSeq, a predicted model, not a curated record
GCACCUGGACGCGCGACAGCUGGAGGCCGCGCCCCGGCCCUGCAGCCCUUCGGCGGCUGCCCCUCGGCCGCCGCCGGCCAUGGCGGGAGGCCACAGCGGCAGCUUCUCGGCGGCGGCAGCGGGCAGUGGCGAGAUCGUGCAGCUCAACGUGGGGGGGACCAGAUUCAGUACCUCAAGACAAACUCUUAUGUGGAUUCCAGAUUCCUUUUUUUCCAGUUUGCUGAGUGGAAGAAUUUCAACACUUCGAGAUGAAACUGGUGCUAUAUUUAUUGAUCGAGAUCCCGCUGCAUUUGCACCCAUUUUAAAUUUCCUUCGGACAAAAGAACUAGACUUACGGGGCGUGAGCGUCAGCGUCCUCAGGCACGAAGCCGAGUUCUACGGCAUCACCCCACUUGUGAGGCGACUUCUCCUGUGUGAAGAGCUGGAGCGGUCAUCUUGUGGCAGUGUCCUCUUCCACGGCUACCUGCCACCCCCAGGGAUCCCGACUCGUAAGAUCAACAAUGCAGCCAGAUCCCCUCCUGAUUCCAGGAAUGGGCUUGGUGUACCAGAAGGGGACCCCAGAACCAGUGGUCCCCAGCCAGCCCUCUGUGGGGCUGGAGAAGGGACUGCCCGGCCAGGGUUUCCCGUGGAUCCUCGGAAAGUGCUCCUUGUGGCCGGGCAUCACAACUGGAUCGUGGCCGCCUACGCCCACUUCGCUGUGUGCUACAGGAUCAAAGAGUCCUCAGGCUGGCAGCAGGUGUUUACCAGCCCCUACCUGGACUGGACCAUCGAGCGUGUUGCUCUCAACGCCAAAGUGGUGGGGGGCCCACACGGGGACAAGGACAAGAUGGUGGCCGUGGCCUCGGAGAGCAGCAUCAUCCUGUGGAGUGUGCAGGACGGUGGCAGCGGGAGUGAGAUAGGUGUGUUCAGCUUGGGAGUGCCCGUGGAUGCACUCUUCUUCAUCGGCAACCAGCUGGUGGCUACGAGCCACACAGGGAAGGUGGGAGUGUGGAAUGCUGUCACCCAGCACUGGCAGGUUCAAGACGUCGUCCCCAUAACCAGCUAUGACACUGCUGGCUCCUUCCUCCUCCUGGGAUGUAACAACGGCUCCAUCUAUUACAUUGACAUGCAGAAGUUCCCUUUGCGCAUGAAGGACAAUGACCUGCUAGUGACAGAGCUGUACCACGACCCUUCCAAUGAUGCCGUCACGGCCCUCAGCGUUUAUCUUACGCCUAAAACAAGUGUCAGCGGAAACUGGAUCGAGAUUGCCUAUGGCACCAGCUCUGGGGCUGUGCGUGUGAUUGUGCAGCAUCCUGAGACGGUGGGCUCUGGUCCUCAACUCUUUCAGACUUUCACAGUACACCGAAGUCCUGUCACCAAGAUCAUGCUCUCUGAGAAGCACCUCGUGUCAGUGUGUGCGGAUAACAACCAUGUGCGAACAUGGACUGUGACCCGGUUCCGUGGCAUGAUCUCCACCCAGCCUGGCUCCACACCCCUGGCGUCCUUCAAGAUUCUGUCCCUGGAGGAGACAGAUAGUCAUGUGGGCAGUGCGUCGGGAAAUGACAUCGGGCCUUUUGGGGAGCGCGACGACCAGCAGGUCUUCGUCCAGAAAGUUGUCCCCAUCACGAAUAAGCUGCUGGUCCGGCUGUCGUCGACAGGGAAGAGGAUCUGCGAGAUUCAGGCCGUGGACUGCACCACUAUCUCGUCCUUCACAGUGCGUGAGUGCGAGGGCUCCAGCCGGAUGGGCUCCCGGCCUCGACGCUACCUAUUCACAGGACACACUAAUGGCAGCAUCCAGAUGUGGGACCUAACCACCGCCAUGGACAUGGUGAACAAGUGCGAGGACAAGGAUGUGGGCGGCCCCACGGAGGAGGAGCUGCUGAAGCUGCUGGACCAGUGUGACCUGAGCGCAUCACGCUGUGCCACCCCCAACAUCAGCCCGGCUGCCUCAGUACUACAGCCUGGCCGACUGCGAGAGUCCAGUUCCAGCCUGCAGCUUCAGCACCACGAACCCAUCCCUGAGGCAGCCACGUAUGGCUCAGUGAGGCCAUACCGGGAGAGCCCGCUGCUGGCGCGGGCCCGGAGAACUGAGAGCUUCCACAGCUGUAGGGACUUCCAGGCACUGAGUCUGGGCCGAAGUGGCUGCAGUGCCGAGCGGGCUGGCCCUGACACCGGGAACCAGGCCCUGGCAUCCAGCGAAGGCCCCGUGUCUGAGAGAACAUCCCUAGGUACUGAGGGCACCAGCCUGCGAGAGCCUGAUGGCAGCAGUGGGCCAGAGCCCCAUCGAGGAGCUGAAGCUCUGUCUGAACCCAAGAAAAGGGCCUCAGAGGAUGAGAGUGAGAGCCGGGAGCUGCGCAGGAGAGGCGGGUCAGAUGGGGGUGGGCUGCUGGGCCGCAGGAAGGUGCCACAUGGGGCUAUCUCCCCUGGCAUGUCAGAUGGAGGAGGCGGUGGUGGAGGAGGUGGAGAUUCAUCUGGUACUGCAUCCCCGUCCCCCACUAAGACCACGCCAUCUCCCCGACAGAAGAAGAGCGACUCUUCAGGUCAGGAGUAUAGCUUGUGAGGCCACUCACACAGCAAGUGGGAUUUUGCUCUACGGCAUCUUUUACAUUUCCUCAGACACCGAAACUUGAUCUCAUUGGUUUCUCUAACAGAAUUAUGAACAUGAGGAAAACAAUAACAACCUGUUCUUCCAAGCCUUUUGGAAAUUUUUUUUUUUAGUUUUAUGAAAGUCUAUUUCCCAGGAUGUUUG